GGACCUGUUUUUCGUAUGCAUGGCAAUGGGAUUGUUUGUUGGGGCAGGAAGAAAAAUCGAAUGAAAAACUCGUGGAUCCUCUCAGAAUCCAAACAUUGUGGUGUCUAUAUUAAGAGAUUGCUCGCGACGCAACGCAGAUCCCUCCGACCACUAACAAGAAUGCAGAUUGCUUCUUACUCCGUCAUUGUUCUAGCGGCUUUGUUCGCUUCUUCUCUGGCCGCAAGGACAUGUUCACAAGAAGGAUAUGAUUUAAUUAAGGGAUUUGAAGGCCUUAGCCUAGUUGCUUACCAAGAUGUUGGUGGUAUCUGGACCAUUGGUUAUGGCAAUACGAAGUAUCAGGAUGGUAGCCCUGUUCGCCAAGGAGACACUAUUACUCAACAAGGUGCUGAUGACCUUUUCGAGUAUUGGGUCGAUCAGUCUUUUGCACCAGAGGUAGACCGAUUGGUGGGACCUGUAGUCAUUAGGCAAGUUCAGUUCGAUGCCUUGGUUUCCUUUACCUACAACGUCGGGGUAGGUGCUUUCACCGAUUCGACUCUGUUGAGAAAACUGCGUGCCUUCCCUGACGAUCCAACCAUCCGUGACGAAUUCAUGAGAUGGGUCUAUGUAAACGGACAGGUGGUUCAAGGACUUGUUAACCGUCGUGAUGCUGAGGCUGAUUUCUACUUUUCAAAAGUUGAAAGUAUGUGUUAGUGCAUCUAUCUGCGCUACAAAAAUUUAAAAUACCUCUAUCUAACCAAAAUUUAAAGUUGAUAUACCUGUUGUUUCAUGUCAUAUGCAUAUUUGGUGUUGGG
Molecule: messenger RNA, 791 nt
Organism: Daphnia carinata
Lineage: Eukaryota; Metazoa; Arthropoda; Branchiopoda; Diplostraca; Daphniidae
Product: lysozyme RrrD-like
Exons: 6
Coding region: 16-690 (224 amino acids)
Biological process (GO): peptidoglycan catabolic process; cell wall macromolecule catabolic process
Molecular function (GO): lysozyme activity
Source: RefSeq, a predicted model, not a curated record